This is a messenger RNA of Brassicogethes aeneus, 979 nucleotides long. NCBI's taxonomy places the organism in Eukaryota, Metazoa, Arthropoda, Insecta, Coleoptera, Nitidulidae. The record is from the annotation of a GenBank genome assembly.
UUUUUCCUGCACACGAGCACAUAUUCUACUAGAACCUAUAGAAGCCAUAGCCGCAACUCUUGUGAGCUAGACUGAUAUUCCUCCAGCAGCAAGGAGCCACCUUUCUACCCGUCGUACGUGUGUUGUGCUGUGAGCUCGCGUGAAAACUACGCUACUGUCCCACUCUUUAUUGAUAAACUUGAGUUAUGGCUGCAUCAAUUGUGAAUCGAUUGAGAAUUGUGAUUCAAAAUUUUGAAAACAUCUUGGGCAUCAGCACAAAAGGAUAUCCAGAUGCGUUUUGCCUUGUUGGGUGCGAAACAAACAGUUUAGCGAAAAACAGCCAGCCCCCGUUUUCUAUUAAGGAUAUCAUUGGCGAUGGGCUGCUAUGGGCUGUGCCAAAACACAGGAGAUCCUUGGAAAAAAGGCUAAAAAGGAAGUUUGGCCAUCCUGACUACAAUCUUAAAAUCCUUCUUCCAAAUAACAAUAUAAGGACUUGCACUAAAUGUGGAGAUGACCAUGAAGCAGGAGUAUUAUGUCCAACUUGUUACAAGAAAGUCAUUGAUGAAACCAAAGAAAUGCAGGAUGCAAUUCAAACAGAGUUAAAACUGGAUCCAGUGGAAAAAGAAGUUGUUGUCUUGUAUGAUGGAGAAAAGGGAGAGAAACCUGAAGAAUUUUGGGAAGGAAAAAGAGUAGUUGAACUAAAAAGAGAAAGACCAGCUUGGUUUAGUAAAAAUCUCUUACAACAAUCCACCCAGAAACAAACCACAACCAAAGAUGUUAAACCUUCAGAAUUAGGAUAAAUAUAUAUAAUAUAAUAUGCAUAUAUUAGGGUGAUUCAUUUCCGCAAAGUUUUUGUUUUUUUUUCGGUGCUCAAGCAAAAUAUUAAUCUGCAUAUAGGAAAAAACAUUCUCACCAAAUUUGAGCUCUUAAUAUUAAUUUUAAGCACUAUUUAAAUUUAAAGUUUUACCGUUUAAAAUGCAUGUAAAAAAUAUAUUUUUUU